AUGCACAAACAGGCGCGGUCACUUCCGAAGUCCUGGACGUCGACUCUAAAACUCCCCAAGUCGACGUUCCCCCCGCGAGUGUCGCCGGCCGACCAAAUAAAAUACCUCAAGCGAUCCACCGAUGAGCUCUACGCCUGGCAGCGCCGCGAACGACCGGCCAAUAAGCCCUUCGUCCUACACGAUGGCCCACCCUACGCGAACGGUGAAUUGCACAUCGGGCAUGCGCUCAACAAAAUCCUAAAGGAUAUCAUCAACCGGGUACAAUUGGGUCGGGGUAAACAAGUGCGGUAUGUGCCGGGGUGGGACUGUCAUGGCUUGCCAAUUGAGCUCAAGGCACUCCAGGGCCUACGCGACAUGGGAGUGAUGGACGGAUCGGUCAGUCCGGCAGUGAUUCGCAAGUCUGCGCGCCAGCUGGCCCGACAGACCGUCAAGGAGCAGAUGAAAGGGUUCCGCGGAUUUGGAGUCAUGGCCGAUUGGGAGAAUCACUGGAAGACGAUGGACAAGCAGUUCGAGAUGCGUCAGCUACGGAUCUUUCGAGAGAUGGUUGAUCACGGUCUCAUCUAUCGAAAGUUCAAGCCCGUCUACUGGUCGCCCUCGACCGGCACGGCACUGGCAGAGGCUGAACUGGAGUACAAGGAUGACCACGUUUCCACCGCGGCUCUGGUCAAAUUUCCCCUCGUGAACAUCCCACCACACCUAUCUGCGGACCCAUUGCUCAAGUCGGAUGGUGUGAGUGCGAUUAUUUGGACUACGACUCCCUGGACCCUGCCUGCCAAUGCCGCGAUUGCUGUCAACAACGAAUUGGAGUAUGUGAUUGUGCAGUCCGAGACCCAUGGCAACCUGCUUGUUGCCCAGUCUCGAUUCGAAUAUCUUGAGAGCAUCCUCAAAGAGGAGCUCUCUGUCAUUGUCCCUUCGAUUCUAGGCUCUGAACUAGCGGAAAAGACCACCUACCGGCCUAUCCUCAAGGGCGCCCAAGCCGAUCCUCAGCCAAUUAUCGCUGCAGACUUUGUUACUGCGGAUUCUGGCUCUGGACUGGUUCACUGCGCACCCGGUCACGGUAUGGACGACUACGAAGCUUGUCUCGCUCGCGGUAUCCCCGUCUUUGCGCCUGUCAACGACGAGGGCCGGUUCACAGAGAAGGCCAUGCCGCACGAUCCCUCUCGUCUAGCUGGGAAGCCAGUCUUGGGAGAGGGUAAUGACCUUGUGCUGGCUUACAUCAACUCCCACGGUUAUCUCCUUGCGCAGCACAAAUACGAGCACAAGUACCCUUACGACUGGCGGUCCAAGCAGCCGAUUAUCAUUCGUGCCACGGAGCAAUGGUUCGCAGAUGUGGCCGAUAUCCGUAGCAGCGCUCUCAAGGCCCUAGAGGAUGUUCGAUUUGUUCCGGAAGCUGGCAAGCAUCGCUUGAAUAACUUUGUCAAAAACCGUAGCGAAUGGUGUAUCUCACGCCAGCGCGCAUGGGGUGUGCCCAUUCCUGCUAUCUAUCAUCGGACCACCGGUGAGGCUGUCUUGAUCAAAGAAAGCGUGUCGCAUAUCAUGCAGACUAUUGAAGAGCGUGGUAUCGACGCCUGGUGGACUGACGAUGCUGAUGAUGCGGCCUGGGUGCUCCCCUCACUGCGGGAUGAUCCAGCCGGUUAUCGACGAGGUUCCGACACGAUGGACGUGUGGUUUGACAGCGGUACUAGCUGGGCAGAGAUUGACGUCCCUCUCGAGGGUCGCAGCCACCUUGCCGAUGUCUACCUGGAAGGAUCCGACCAACAUCGGGGUUGGUUCCAGUCUGGCCUCCUGACAUACAUCUCUCACCAGAUCGCCUCGGGACAGAAUGAUACCUCUCGUGCUCCCUUCCGCAACCUCAUUACCCAUGGAUUUACUCUUGAUGAGCACGGACGUAAAAUGAGCAAGUCCAUUGGUAAUACUAUUGCACCGCAGACCAUCAUGGAUGGAACAUUGCUGCCUCCUCUCAAGCCACGGAAGGGCAAGGGAAAAAAGCAACCGGAAAACCAAGGGCCAACGUAUGACGCAUUGGGCCCUGAUGCCCUUCGCCUAUGGGCUGCAAGUAGCGACUACACUCGCGACGUGGUUAUUGGAAAGCAGGUGCUUCAGACUGUUCACACCAGUCUGCACAAGUUCCGCGUUACCUUCAAGCUGCUGCUAGGAGCACUGGGUGACUUCCGUCCCGAAUGCAUCGUGACGUACGAGCAGCUGCAGCAGGUGGAUCGGAUCGCGCUGAAACACCUCUCCGACAUGGUCCUUUCCACGCGAAAAGCCUGUGACAAUUUUGAAUUCUACAAGGCUGUUGCUACGAUGAACCGCUGGGCUAACCUCGAGUUCUCGGCCUUCUAUAUGGAAGCAAUCAAGGACCGACUGUAUACUCUGGGCGAGAAUAGCACCAGUCGACGUGCCGCCCAAACCACCCUGUAUUACAUCUACCACCACCUCCAGGAAGUGCUGGGCCCUAUUACUCCACUCCUCGUGGAAGAGACCUGGGACCAUACCCCCGAAGCGAUCCGGUCGCAGAGCGAACACCCCUUGCGACGCAUCGCAGCCACCCCGGCAACUGAAUGGCAGGACCCUGCGCUCGAUACCAGCUACCACGAGGUUGUCGCCGUCCACUCGGUCAUCAAGAAUUUGCAGGAACAGGCCCGCGGGGAAAAAGCAACUCGGUUCCUCCCUGCAAUCAUUCGUGCACCUAGUUCUUCCUUCGACAAGCGUCACCAGCAGCACGGUCUUCCACCAGUACCUUUCCGAGCUCCCGGACCUAUUGCCCAAGCCGAAUGGCAAUAUGAGGAUGACUGUGAACUCCCUGAUGGACAGAAGGGGCGAGUAUACGUCUACGCGCCACAGGCCUCCAAGUGCGGCCGAUGCUGGCGGUAUGCCAUUCCGGAGCCAGUGGCGACCGAUGAGAUUUGCGAUCGAUGUGAUUCGGUGGUCAGCGAGCUGGAGGCUGCAGCUGCAUCUCCAGUUGUCUAG
This is a messenger RNA of Penicillium subrubescens, 2970 nucleotides long. RefSeq names its product isoleucine--tRNA ligase ISM1. Gene Ontology annotation, biological process: isoleucyl-tRNA aminoacylation. Gene Ontology annotation, cellular component: cytosol. Lineage: Eukaryota; Fungi; Ascomycota; Eurotiomycetes; Eurotiales; Aspergillaceae. Gene Ontology annotation, molecular function: tRNA binding; aminoacyl-tRNA deacylase activity; ATP binding. The record is from RefSeq and is a predicted model, not a curated record. Bases 1 to 2970 code for a protein of 989 amino acids. The transcript is spliced from 2 exons.